AUGGAGCUGCUGUGCGUGGAACCUGCGGCCCGAGUACCCCGCGCCGGGCGCGACCCGCAGCUGCUGGGGGACAGGCGGGUGCUGCAGAACCUGCUGAGCCAGGAGGAGCGCUACAGCCCCCGCGUCUCCUACUUCCAAUGCGUGCAGCGCGAGAUCAAGCCCUACAUGCGGAAAAUGCUGGCGUUCUGGAUGCUGGAGGUGUGCGAGGAGCAGAAAUGUGAAGAGGAGGUGUUCCCCUUGGCCAUGAAUUAUGUGGAUCGCUACCUGUCUUCUGUCCCCGUGCGGAAAAAUCACUUGCAGCUCCUGGGGGCGGUCUGCAUGCUGCUGGCUUCCAAGCUGCGAGAAACCAUGCCCCUUACUGUGGAGAAGCUCUGCAUCUACACAGACAACUCCAUCACGCCUCAGCAGCUCCUGGAUUGGGAGAUUCUGGUCCUGGAGAAGCUAAAGUGGGACCUGGUCUCAGUGAUAGCAAAUGAUUUCUUGGCUCACAUCCUCCAUCACCUCCCGCUUCCUAAGGAUAAGAUGGAGCUGGUGAAGAAGCACGCACAGACCUUUAUUGCCCUGUGUGCCACAGACUACACUUUUUCCAUGUACCCCCCCUCCAUGAUCGCGACGGGCAGCAUCAGCGCGGCAGUGCACGGCCUGAGCAUCUCCGUGAAUGGCUUUGGUGGGGAGGCGGUCACUGAGCUGCUGGCCAGCAUUACUGGCACGGAGGUGGACUGCCUGAAGGCUUGUCAGGAGCAGAUUGAGGCAGCCCUAGCCGAGAGCCUGAAGCAGGCAUCCCAAUGCCAACAGGAAUACAGCGCCGCCAAGACUGCUGCUUACCCGGCCAGCCAGCCCACCAGCACGCCCACAGACGUCACGGACAUCAACCUGUGACCAGCUGCCCCCACCCGAGAGCUGCCCAGCCCCACAGCAGCAGGACCUGGCCCCGGGCACCCAGAACUCACUGCGUCCCCCCAGCCCAUCUGAGAGCCUGUCCGCCUGAAGCCCGCUGUGGGGAUUCGCUCUUCCUGCUGGCUGCGUAGGGACAGCACUGUGCUCAUCCUUCUCCCCUCCUCCAGCGCCGGGGGGGCAGGGGGAAGGCACUGAGGGCUCUGGUGAUGCUGAGGGGCUCACUGCUGCUUGGACUCUGCUCGCUGGCUGUUGGGGGUGGCACGGAUGAGGAGGCCUUUCUGGUUAGGGGGGGCUCCAGAAGAGCUGGGGAGGGGAGUGGAAUUCAAAAGGAAAUGGUAAAAUGUUCCUGUUCGCUUUCCUCGUCGCCUGGGCGGCAGAUGUCAGCUGUGCUCAGGUGUGUUUACUGCAAUGACUUCCAGCCCUGCAUGGGCCACCAGUUGUGCACAGCCAGCUCUCUCCUGGCUUAUGUGACCAAAAUGCCCGUGACCCCCUCGUCAAGCACAGGGCAGGUGCUCGUGGGUCCCUGGGUCCAGGGCUGCCACAGGAUAGCUGUGGCUCCGGGGUGGUGUGGCUGCUUCUGCUUGGAGGGAUGCGUGUGCCUUGUUUCUUGUUGCCAUUAGGUCUGGGAUUUGCAGGUUCUUGGCUUUGCUUUGGGGAAGCGCUCCCUUUUUUGUGUGCAUGGCAGAGAAGUCCUCGUCCUGGGGACAGCCCUGGGGUGAGGUCUGGGUGCAGCAUGAUGCUGGAACACAGACCCAUGAGAAGAGCCUUGGCUUUCUGCUGCCCCACUGAGGUUGCUUAAUUUAUUGUUAAGUGCUAUGAAAAGGGGAGGGAGGAAGGCUGCUGCUCUGUGUGGUGGGGCCUGGAUGCUGGUCUUCUCUCCUUCCUGAAGUGCCUUUAUCCUCUAUCCCCUUCCUUCGCUCCCUGGGCAAUGGGAGACUCACUUGAAAGCUGGUUUGCUGUAGGUAGCUCAGACGUCAGGCUAGAAUUAAACAGAAAAAAAACAAAAACAAACAAAAAAAAACCCACAAUGAAUGUGCUGCUAUAGUCUGAAAUGUAUCUUCACUCCUCCAAGCCAGGUAUCUCAGAUUGUGUCCAGGGGGGGGCUGUUCUGCAUCAAUACCCAUAUGGCUCUGAGCUGUGUCCUCACAGGGUAGGAAACUUGCUGCGCACUUGAGUUGAAAAGUGAUCGCAUUUUGUUGUUGUUCUUGUUAAUCCUGUCUGUUAGUUUUAAAAAAAAAAAAAGGUUGUUUUUUAAAGAAGAUAAUUAUAUAAUGCUGCUUUUCUAAGAGAGAAUCAGUUAAGUGUAGACAUCAUAUUAACCAGGAAUAGCCAGAGAGCUCCUGGGGGGCCGGGAGGCAGUGCUGCUGGGUGUGCCCUCCAGACACGUGGAGCCAUGGCUGCUGCCCUCCUGGGGGGGAAAUCUGCUCUGGGUGCCACUAGAAGAAUAAGUUUUAUUGGGUGGAAAAAGCUGGGGCUGCUGUUCUCCCACUGCCAAUGUGUCGCGAGGUGCAUCUGUACAAACACAUUUUUAUAUAUAUAUAUAUAUAUAUAUAUGAGUGAGUUUUAAUUUAAGAGUAAUCUGUUUUGGUGUUCACAUGCAAGAGUCCUGCUGCUGGGAAAAUCAGAGUAUGGUAUAAUGUUGCAAUAAAGUAUUUUAAAUGAG
Numida meleagris (helmeted guineafowl) is the source of this 2560-nucleotide messenger RNA. It is a transcript of the gene CCND3, whose product is annotated as cyclin D3. The record is from RefSeq and is a predicted model, not a curated record. Bases 1 to 879 code for a protein of 292 amino acids. Gene Ontology annotation, molecular function: cyclin-dependent protein serine/threonine kinase regulator activity. The transcript has 5 exons. Gene Ontology annotation, cellular component: cytoplasm; nucleus; cyclin-dependent protein kinase holoenzyme complex. Gene Ontology annotation, biological process: positive regulation of G1/S transition of mitotic cell cycle; regulation of cyclin-dependent protein serine/threonine kinase activity; mitotic cell cycle phase transition. NCBI's taxonomy places the organism in Eukaryota, Metazoa, Chordata, Aves, Galliformes, Numididae.